AUGGCCGAAUACUGGACCCAGGAGGAGCAGCAGGUGGCGCGACGAGCGCAGGCGAAUAAGAAACCGAUUUCUUCCCUCGGAACCGUGGGGCACCCCAUCAGCUGCAGCGAGCCUUGCUUGCUAGCGUGGAGUGAAGGUGGAUGUCCAGCAGGCAGCAGCUGCAGGAGGUGUCAUCGCUGCACACCCGGAGCCUUGGGAGCCUUGCCGGCUCCCAGAGUGCAG
Cladocopium goreaui is the source of this 222-nucleotide messenger RNA. Lineage: Eukaryota; Dinophyceae; Suessiales; Symbiodiniaceae. The record is from the annotation of a GenBank genome assembly.